AUGGUGCCUUUAUUCGUUCUUGUUUUGGGGAUCGUCGGAGCGCAGGCGCAAUGGAUCAAUGAUUGCCCCUGUAUUCCUGGAAGGCUUGAAACUCCAAAAUCGCAGUGUUCAGUACCAGACGCGUUCCGUAACUUCAAUAUUACACCCAAUUAUCUACCGGUGCCACCGCAGAACUUUUUGGAGGCGCCAUUUUCUUCAGUAGACGUAAACUUGGGGACUUUCAUUUCUCCUCUUAGAAUCAUAGACCCCGAUACGUUUUCCUUCGAAAAUGGUAACGCGAACAAAUUAUACACAUUGAUCGCUAUCGACAUUGAUAGUCCAACGAAUCUGCCACGACAUUACAGAGGCUUUGUGAACCUAUUAGCGAUGAACCUUCCAAGCACGCUGGACUUCUGUUCUGGCCAUAUCAUUGUUCCCUUCACGCCAGCCUUUCCUCAAAUAGGAACCGGCUUACACCGAGUAAUUGGGCUUGUGUACGAACAAGAACGCCCAAUUAACACUGAAGAUAUAAAUCUUUAUAGGUUGGCCAGGACCCGUAUUAUAACGCGCAUAGCUGAUUUCGCAGAGACCUAUCGCCUUGGAAAUCCACUCGCUGGUAACUUCUUUACAACGCAACUUAGUUACUGCAACAACUAA
Messenger RNA from Pieris macdunnoughi, 636 nucleotides. NCBI's taxonomy places the organism in Eukaryota, Metazoa, Arthropoda, Insecta, Lepidoptera, Pieridae. The record is from the annotation of a GenBank genome assembly.